GCCUACAAACUAUUUGGAGAGUCUUUAAAAUUUCUUGCACAACAUAGUUUUUGAGAAAAUUAAAGAAAAUAUGACUUCACCACCAUUUUCUAAUGGAGUAACAGGCAAAGGUGGUCGGAUUCUCAUUGUCGGGGCGACCGGAUUCAUCGGACGAUAUAUAGCACAAGCAAGUCUUGAUGCUAAUCGAAGAACUUAUAUUCUUAUUCGAUCAUUCCCAGAUUGUCAUUCUAAGAUUAAAUUGAUCAAAGCAUUUGAGGAUAAAGGAGCCAUAACCUUGCACGUAAAAGGUGAUAUAAAUGACCAAGAUUAUAUGGAGGAGAUGCUAAGGAAACAUGAGAUUGAUAUAGUAAUAUCAGCUGUAGGUGGUGAUAGUAUACUUGAUCAACUUGCCCUUGUUCAGGCCAUGAAAUCUGUUGGAACUAUUAAGAGAUUUUUGCCAUCAGAGUUUGGACAUGAAGUAGACAGGUCAGAUCCAGUGGAACCAGGGCUAAAUAUGUAUAAGGAGAAAAGGAAAGUGAGAAGGUUGAUAGAAGAGCUAAAUAUACCCUACACUUACAUUUGUUGCAAUUCAGUGGCUUCUUGGCCUUAUUAUGACAAUAAACAUCCUUCUCAAGUUCUUCCUCCUCUUGACCAUUUCCAAAUAUAUGGUGAUGGCACUGUUAAAGCUUAUUUUGUGGCUGGUCCUGAUAUUGGAAAGUUCACUAUCAAAGCAGCAGAAGACUAUAGAACUGUGGACAAAUGUGUACAUUUUCGACCACAAUGCAACUAUUUUAACAUGAACGAACUUGCUUCUCUUUGGGAAACUAAAAUUGGUCGAACAUUACCUAAAAUCACAAUUACUGAAGAUGCACUUUUAGCUGUUGCUGCAGAGAAUAUCAACCCCAAAAGUGUAGUUGCAGCUCUAACACAUGAAAUUUUCAUAAGGGGAUGUCAAAUUGAAUUUUCAAUUGAUGGCAUAAAGGACCUUGAAGUUUGCAAUUUGUACCCUAAUGAGUCCUUUCGCACCAUUGAUGAGUGCUUCAAUGAUUUCUUUUUAAGAAUGGAUGAGAUGUGCAUCAAAAUGCCUAUUAACUAGACUAGUUUGCAAUUUUUGCUAUUUCAAUCCAGCUAUCUUGUCCUUUUAUUCUAAACUUAUGUUGAAAGACAUUUUUCUUUCUCCAUUUUUCAUGAGUAAAACAGUUAUUUUCUUUUUUACUUAUUUUUAGGUAAUAUUUGCCCUAAUUUUCGAUGUAAUAUUUUCCUUUUUUUAUGCAAUUCAUUUAGUAGCUUUUUCGUGUUU
Messenger RNA from Nicotiana tabacum (common tobacco), 1279 nucleotides. RefSeq names its product leucoanthocyanidin reductase-like. The record is from RefSeq and is a predicted model, not a curated record. Gene Ontology annotation, molecular function: oxidoreductase activity. NCBI's taxonomy places the organism in Eukaryota, Viridiplantae, Streptophyta, Magnoliopsida, Solanales, Solanaceae.